UUUUAUUUGACAUCUUCUGUCAGUGAUUGUUUUAAUAUCGUGAAUGUUGUGUUGAUAUUCCAAACAACACAACUCGAUUUCCUUUCAUACUUUCGUAAGCGAUAGGAUUUUACAGAAUCAAAAAUGCCUACGGAACACAAGAAAACUAAACUCAAGGCAAACGUUGACAUUAAAGUAGAAGGUGGUCAGGAUUUACACCCGUUGGGUCACUACAUAGAUGACAGAGUCGAGCUCAUUCGUCAGAUUUUCAUGAGCUUGAAAUCGAAGACAAUCAAAUCAAUUGCACCCGAUUUUCUGCAGGGAAAAAGUUUGGAAACGAUUCAAGAGUACUGUCUGGAUGAGUUGCUUGGAAUUUCGAAGAAGCGAUUGCAAUCAAUCAUCAAUUCCACUCAGUGUCCAGAUAAUACUGACAGUUCAGACUCGGAUGUUGAAAAUAUUGAAGAGCACAUAUCGCUGGAGGAAAUAUCGUCAGAUUCUGCUGACGAGGCGUUGCGUGCGAAUAAGUCUAAAGGGAAAGCAAAAGCAGCAGAUAACAAAAAUGGCACAACUGAGGCUUCGGGAUCAGGCAAAAAAGAAAUUUCUGUGCUGGAACUUCUGGAGCUGCAGGCUCGCGCACGUGCAAUCAGAUCUCAGUUAGCUCUGGAACCGGUUACUAAAAUAGAAUUGGAUUCCGAAAACGAUUCCGAUGGCAGCUCAUCGGCUAAAGCCGGUAAGAAUUCAACAGCCACCACAUCUGACAACAGCAAAGAUCAAACGAAUUCCGCGUCGAAGAACACUGUUCAAGAUACCAAUGGCAUGCAAAUCAUUAAGCCAACGGUUCCAGCUGUGAAACCAGUACGACUAAAGCGAAACUUCCGACAACGGCAAAACGAGGAUUACGAUCCGGAUGAAGAUGACGAUGAAACGAAAUCGGUAGAUAACACUGAGCCGAAGGAGAAAGAUAAGAAAUCGGACGAUGAAAAGAUCGAUGAAAAAGACGAAAAGAUUGUGGAAAGUGAAGAAUCGGUUGAAAAGAAGCGUGAUGCACCGGAACGUAGCCCAUCGCCAGAUCUUAUACCGAUAAUUCAAGAACCGGAAACCUAUUGCAUUUCCAGUGAUUCGGAUGAGCCGGGCAGCUCUAGCGUUCCUAAGUACAUUACAUAUCCGACAGUUGUUCGUGAAAAAUUGCCCGAAACGGAAGACGAAUUGUUUUUGAAGAAGAUCAAGGAGGGAAGUUCGGUCGAUUUGAGAGAUUUGAUAAAAGCUAGACGAGUGGACAAGCAUACAGAGAGCGGUGUUGGUAAUAGUGAGACUCAAAUUGACACGUCCAACGAUACGGUCGAAAGCUCAACGCAAGUUAUAUCGUCGUCAAACAAAACGAAUGAAAAAUCUCCGCUGAACACAAACGAAACGCAGCAAGUAGAUAAAGAUGCAGAACCGGAGGAGCCAGAAGAAGGUGAGCUGACCGACGGCGAUGAUCAAGACGAAAUGGAAGCGAAUCAAAUUAUGAUUCUAUCAUCGGAUGACGAGACCGAAGUAAACUCUAAAAAGAGCGAUAGAAGAACGGUGAGCCGAGAGGAGGCUACUAGUGAAAAGGUGGAUGAUGAAACGUCUUCGGAAAGUUCAGACUCCAGUUCCGGUAAUGACUCAGAUACUGAUAGCUCAGAUGCUCCAAUAUUCAAAGAAGCAGACGAUGACGAUGACAUCAUCGACUUGGGAAAAGAUGAAGACUUGGACUUUGAGGUGGAAAGCAGUGAAACGAAAACUAAAAAAUCGAAGAAAACAAAAAAGAAAUUGAAGAAUGCCGUUAAGUUGGCUGAAGCAGUACCUGGUACUGUGGAAGAGGAAGAGAUAAAAUCUGUCGAAGAAGCUGUUGCGGCUGAAGUUUCCAAUGAAGUAGUCAGUGAAAUAGCCGAAGUAUCAGAGUCGACUAAUGACAAUGCAGCGUCCAAGGAAGAAGAGCCGUCUACAGCUGAAGAUGCUGCAGAGAAUGACACAUGGCAAACUCGUUGGCUACGCGGUCGUAAUGUUACAAAGGUAAUGGCUACGUCACGUCUAGCGAACAAGGUUCGAACAAAAAUUAAACAAAAGAAAUCCAAACCGGAACCGGAAACAGUUAAUCAAGACUCUAACGACGUGCCGGCAACCGAAACUGUAACAGUCGGUCCACCGGUGGAGGAAGGCAGUGUACAACACUAUGAAGUGUUGGCAGCCCAAGAAACUGAUAACAAGAAUGAGUGAAAUAAAAUGUUGCCAGAGCAAUUGCAAAAGCC
Bradysia coprophila is the source of this 2252-nucleotide messenger RNA. RefSeq lists its product as uncharacterized. Lineage: Eukaryota; Metazoa; Arthropoda; Insecta; Diptera; Sciaridae. The record is from RefSeq and is a predicted model, not a curated record. Gene Ontology annotation, biological process: regulation of apoptotic process.